Vitrella brassicaformis is the source of this 3370-nucleotide messenger RNA. Lineage: Eukaryota; Vitrellaceae. The record is from the annotation of a GenBank genome assembly.
CGUCUGGUGAAUCAGACACAGCGUACGAGCAGGGUCAGCAGCAGGGCAAUAUCCCAACCAUCAACCGUAUCCGACGGGCGAGAAUUUAAAUUUUGGGAGACGGGACGGCGAGACUGCCGUUUUUUUUUCUUUCGUUCGGCAAUACAAAAGAGGACCUCAGAACCGGCAACAACGACUUGCAGAGGCAUCUGUGCCGCCGUCCUGCCAACCGGCUGUGGCUGGACUUGACCGACACGCCCGGCAUCGACCGACUCGGAGCCCUUGAGGUGAGCUGAGCACAAACACACGGAGCUGGGUGAGAUGUCCUUCAUUUCUUGCGCGUCGGGUGGGGUGGAUGGUUCAGGGCGAGAGAAGAUGGCGACGACGACAAAACAGGCCGGCGACCCAAAUGCGCAUUUGCCGCCCUCCUGCCCAGCGAGCCGCCACCUCUGCCAUACCUGAGGGAUCCCGGAGUUCUGCGGCGACCUGGGCAUUGCAUGCGGCAUCAAGCCGACCAUCCAAGUACGGACACAAGCACACAACGCACGGAGUUCAGGGUCAAUUGCUUUGUUUUCCUUUGUCUCAGGCUGACCGGUCGCCGCCGACAUUGCCCUCACGUGUUGAGGUGAGUGAGAAUCAGAGCUUCCGUGUGCUUUGUGUGCGCACGUGUGGCGCGUGUGUUUGUGUCGUGUUUUUGUGCAGACACACGAGAACUUAUCCAGAAGCAGAAACAGCGGGAGGGAUCGGUCUGAGUUCGAGAAGGAGCGAGAUUUUUUUUCGUCGACAAGGGCUUCACGCGAGCCGAAAUGUUUUCAAUUUUCGCCUUCCGACUGAAAAUACCUUGAGUACGUGACCAAGACGAUGAUGCGCAUCGUUCGUCCUUCAACGCUGCUGGGCCGCAGAUGCGGACAACAGCAUCCGGCAACGUGUAGGCCACCCGCCCGGGACGCACACAGAUCAGGUACACGGCGAUUUUGUCUUCCUGUCUUUGCUCAUCAGUCUGUCGGAUGUUCUCAUCCGCAACGUCGGCUACAGAGACCGCCAAGGCGGCCACACGAGUUGGCAUCCGGGGUCGCCUCCUGUGGGGAUCGGUGCUGGUCGGCGGCACCACCGUGGGGUUGAGGUGAGGGACAGAGAGAGAGAGAGAGAGAGAGAUGUGCACACACGCACGGGGAACCACACGAGCACGCGACGGAUCUGGCGUGUGUGUGUGCAGUGCUGGGAAGGGCUCUUCAUCCAAGUUGGCAUCAGAGGCCCUGAUGAGAAGCGGUCAGAAGCCGGCACGCGUCUGCAGACUGUCCAUCGCCGCUAACAUUUUAUAUUCGCUCGGCGUAUUUCCCCCUUCGCCGCUUCGCAUCGAUAUCAGGUGCUAGCUUCCAGAGGACGCCGCCUAGCAUCCGGGGAAGGACGGGUGAGUUCGGGCAGGCCGACAGACGAGAAAGACAGUUAUGCUUGCAGCCGUCUCAUUCUUGCCUCUUUUCUUAUUCACUGUCGUGUCUCUGUGUGUCUCUUCUCUCAUUUCAGUCGCCUGACUGCAUCGCCGCCUACAUUUUAUAUGUCGACGGCAAGUGAUCACAAUCACAACCGCACCACACAGUGCCCUGACGCCCAGCGAAGGAACAGUCGCACUUCUCACGAGGUGCAUAGGAUGCACAGAUGUACGUGACCAAGGCGAGAAUGCGCAUCUCGCGUCGGCCAAUCACGCUGUUGGCCCGCGGCCGCGCGCCUCAACAUGGUCCAACGGGUAGGCCACCCGCCCGACGCACACAGGUCUGGUACAAGGCGAUUGUGUCUUCCUGUCUAUGCUCAUCAGUUUCUCGGAUGUUCUCGACCGCCCCGUCCAUGAAGGAGACCGCUAGGGCGGCCGCAAGAAGGUGAGGGACAGAGAGAGAGACAGAGAGAGAGACAGAGAGAGAGACAGAGAGAGAGACAGAGAGAGAGAUAGAGAGAGAGAGAGAGAGAUGUGACACACACACACGGGGAACCACACGAGCACGCCAUGGAUCUGAUGUGUGUGUGUGCAGUCCUGGAAUUCGGGGUCGCCUCCUGUGGGGAUCGGUGCUGGUCGGCGGCACCACCGUGGGGUUGAGGUGAGGGACAGAGAGAGAGAGAGAGAUAUGUGCGCACACACACGGGGAACCACACGAGCACACGAUGGAUCUGGCGUGUGUGUGUGCAGUGGCGGGACGGGGUCUGCAUUUAAGUUGACCCAAGAGGCGCUGAUCAAAAGCGGUCAGAAGACGGCUGGUCAGAAGCUCGGCCCACUGCAGUCGCCAGGUGGGAGCAAAACAACCGCCAACCCUCACAUCCAUCCAUCCAUCCACUCACACCGUACCCUGUGUGUUCAUGUGUAUGUCUGCAGGGGUGGCGCGAGUGUGCGGCUUUGACUACAAUGUCGACCUCUCGUGCAAGGUGAGCACAGAUGAUAGAUGGCCCAGGUGGCAUGCUGCCCUUGUGGAUUACAUAACGUCCUCAUGUCUCCGCUUGCCCUCAGAUAUCGCUGCCUUCAUUUUAUAUUCGAUGGGCUGAUGACAAGCCUUCAACCGCACUGAUUUGUCCCGCCGCGUGCACAUCGAAGGUGAGCUGUCAAACAGACUUAUCAACUCGCGUGGGCCGCCCAGCAACUUGCCGACAAAGCAGGCUACACACUCACACAGAGCUCUGACACCCUGACUGCGGUGGCUCACUCUUUUGUGUGUGUGUGUGUGUGUGUGAUGCGCAUGUGCGUGGUUUCAAGGAGGUCAGUAUGGCUGCAUCACAUCACACACACACACAGACAUCAACACACGGUCCAUCUGUCUGUGUGUGUGCCGUCUGCUGCCUAGGCCGGGCACCUUCGUUGGCUUGGUGAUGAACUACUUGUCCUUCCCCGGCUCGAGCACGCCGGACACCUGCGCCACGCGCUUCAUGGGCUGGUCAGACACACACACACAUGCGCACAGAGCCACACACACAUGGAUGGUUGUGUGUGUCGUUCUCGUAGGAACCAGGUGUAUCGUGUGCUGAUGUGUGUGGUCGGGUCGGCACCUUCCUGCUGGUCGCCGCGGUCGCACUCAUCCGCGUCGACGUACAGAGAGAGGGAGAGGCAGGCAGAGGUGAGCGGCCGGUACAUACCUGUAGUCGAUCCUCGCCGCACACCUGCAUUGAGCUGCUCAGCCGCACACACCACAUGGAUGGAUGGAUGGAUGGUGAGGGCAGGGGCGGGAGGGUGAGAGGGCGGAAGGACGGACUGACUGACCGGUGGGGUGUUUUUCUUUCAAUGUGAAUGUGCACACUACCCAUGGCAUGGCUGUGUGUCCCACACACCGACCCCCGGCCAUCCAUCGUGUCGCCCCAUGUGCACUGCAGCACACCCAUCAUCACAUAACUGAUUUCAGCAUGUCAAGUACAG